AUGUCAACCCUCUUGGGGUACAUAACAGGGAUCAACCGACUGGUGAGAAGGACCGGCAUCGUUCCUGCCAUGGCAAGGCGUGCUGUGCAAGUAAGAUUCACAGGAUUUAAUGGAUCCAUGUACACUUGGUGUAACAACAGGUCUGACAGGAGCCGCAGAUGGGCAAGGCUCGAUCGGAUGCUAGUAAAUGCUUCUUGGAUAAGCUCCCUUCCGAGAUUCACUAUCGAUCACCUUACUCGUUCCUUCUCGGACCAUACCUCGAUCCUUUUGAGCUUCAAGGAUAAUAGUGCUGAUUUCCCUCGGCCCUUCCGUUUUCAACGAAUGUGGACCACGCACGUCGAUUUCAAAUGGGUGGUCAAGGAAAUUUGGGAUGCUGAGGUGGCAGCCGCUCCAAUGUUCAAACUGUACAUCAAGAUGAAGCAUCUAAAAAGGGCCCUUAAAGAUUGGAACAAGACUGUUUUUGGGGACGUCCAUAACAAUGUGCAAAAGGCAGAGGAUGAGAUAUCAAGAGCUGAAACUGACCUUAUUAACUCCAAUUCCACUGACAAUCUAAACAAGCUGCGGGUAGCCCAGGAAAAUCACAAGCUAGCUAAACUUCAACUAGAAUUAUUUUGGAAGCAAAAAUCUAGAAUAAUAUGGCUACAAGAAGGGGACAGGAAUACAAAAUUUUUUCAUGGGUCAGUUAAGGAGAAGCACAGAAAAUAG
Messenger RNA from Magnolia sinica, 705 nucleotides. RefSeq lists its product as uncharacterized. Bases 1 to 705 code for a protein of 234 amino acids. The transcript is spliced from 2 exons. The record is from RefSeq and is a predicted model, not a curated record. NCBI's taxonomy places the organism in Eukaryota, Viridiplantae, Streptophyta, Magnoliopsida, Magnoliales, Magnoliaceae.